UUCUUUUAACAAGACUUUUCCUAUUUUAGUGUGCUUGAAAAAAUCUAAAAAUCUGAAACGCAUAUAUCUUUAAUAAAGUAUCAUUAGCAUGCAAUUCCGGCAAUAAGACAGUUGCUGUUGGAACUUAUCCGAAAAGUUUUUAAAGUUUACGCAGAUAAUAUUAGUUUUGAUUGAAAAUUUGUAUAUGUAGCAUUAUUGCAUUAACAUAAACGAAUGUUAAUCUGGGCUAAGUUAAAGGGCAAAGCAGACAAACAGCUUUGCUUUGGCCAUUGUCAAGUUGAUUUGUUGGCCCCAAACAAAAGACUGUUUUGAGGUGUAACAAAAAAGCCCACUGCCACUUGCCACCCCAAAACAAAAGUGUUUCAGCGCCCCACAUUAGUUGCCUCCCGUUCACACUGCAUCGGUCCAUCCCGCUCUGCCUUUAUGCAUAUGCAAUGCUGACUGUUGCAACCAUAUAUUUUUUUUAUUAUUAUUAUUUGUAUUGUGGUUGGGCAGCUGGUGUGGCUGCUGUUUCAUUAUUUGUUUCCGAUUGAAAGAAAAACUUGCUGGCGACCACGCAUUAGACUAACGCGCUUCGUGGCUCGUAUAAAAGAGGUUGUCAGCGCUUGACCCAUCAUCACAACCACUUGACCCACAGAGCGAGCGAGAGACGCAGCGAGUCGCAACUAACUAAGUUCCAGCCUAAGCAACAGCAUGAAGAUAUUUGUGACGAUUCUCGUGGCCGCUUUGGCUUUGGCCCGUGCCGACAUCAGCCUCACGCAGCAGGGCUACAACUACAGACAGCAGCAACAGCAGCAGCAGCAGCCGACUGUUGUGGCCCAUUUGCUGAACCAGCAGUUGCAGCAGCAGCAACAGCAGCAGCAAUCACAGUCAUCCCAUCCAGUGCUGCCACCGCUGGCCGUGCCAUUGCCCUAUCUGCCGCCCGCUGGCCAGUACCAGCCGCAGCAGCAGCGGCCCAUUGCUGCCGCAUUUCCCAUGCCUGCCAAUUUCCCAGUCAACUUCCAGACAGCUCCACUGACCCAGACGCGUCGGUCGCGUCCACGUGUUCGCAUACCCAAGAAGCCCAUUGUCACCAAAAACUUCUUCAUACACACGGCGCCCGAGGAGUCGGACGAUGAGAUUCAGGAUGAGCUGCAGCAGCUGAACCAGCAGCCGCGCAAUCACUACAAUGUGCUGUUUGUGAAGACGCCCGCUCAGACGAACCGCGCCGCUGCGCUCAAUCUGGCCAAGACCCUGAAACAGGAGAAGACGGUGGUGUACGUGCUGGCCAAGAAGACAACGGCCGCUGAUCUGCAGGAUGCCAUUGCCGAGGCGCCACAGCAUAUUAACAAGCCGGAGGUGUUCUUCAUUAAAUACCGCACGCCCGAGGAGGCGCUCAAUGCCCAGCGCCAGAUUCAGACCCAAUACGAUGCGCUGGGCGGCAGCUCCACCAUUACCGACGAGGGUCUGGCGCCAAUUACCUCGGUCGUGGGCUCUCUGGACGCACCCGAGGAGGAGGAAGAGGAGCAGCAGCAACAGCAACAGGCCAUCGAGGGCAAUGGCAACCUCAACGUCAAUGCCCCAAUUAACAAUCAAUAUCUGCCCUCCAAUCAGUUCUAAAGUAUCUUCAUUGCUCAACCGGAGCGAAUCUUAGUUAGUUAGUCACAUUCCCCCAGUUGAACUCGCAUUUAUCUGUUGUCUAAAUAGUUGUAAAUAAGUGAAUUUAUAGAUGUGUAAGCCUAUUUGAAACCAGUUUGUAUUAAAGGUUCACAAUUGUAUUCAAAUUAUGCAGUUGUAUUUCUUUUUACUUUGGCUAUCUUAUGUUUCAGCGUUUUUCACCUAUGUUUCGCCUUUUAGAGUGAUUUGGCAUAAAUCCAUUAAAUAUCUAUUGAUUAUUUUAUCUUUCAUCUUGAAUAGUCUAUCCAGUUUUGGUCUGUUUGUCCUGACUGAUUAACUCAAUAAUUGACAUUUUUGUUUACUAUUCAAUCGCUUUCAGAAAUUUUGAAAUAUCUUUGUGAAGAUGAUUUUUCUGGAUAGUCGGCCUCCAGGACUAUGUGGCUAGGUAUUAGACAUUUUAUCUAAUCGAUAAAUUCCAAUUGUAAAUAUAAUACAAAUAGCUCGAAUAAAUGAAGUCCCAUAUUGGAUAGAUAGGUCUAAUUGAAAAUCGAAAACCUAAUCAACCUAAUAGAGUUGAUAUAAGCAUGUCCGACUGACCGUAUUUUCACUAAA
Messenger RNA from Drosophila novamexicana, 2208 nucleotides. Its product is annotated as transcription factor SPT20 homolog. The record is from RefSeq and is a predicted model, not a curated record. The transcript is spliced from 2 exons. The coding region runs from base 694 to 1599 and encodes 301 amino acids. NCBI's taxonomy places the organism in Eukaryota, Metazoa, Arthropoda, Insecta, Diptera, Drosophilidae.